Messenger RNA from Grus americana (Whooping crane), 7225 nucleotides. RefSeq names its product protein tyrosine phosphatase 4A2 (gene PTP4A2). The record is from RefSeq and is a predicted model, not a curated record. The transcript is spliced from 6 exons. Gene Ontology annotation, molecular function: protein tyrosine phosphatase activity. Gene Ontology annotation, biological process: protein dephosphorylation; positive regulation of cell migration. Gene Ontology annotation, cellular component: nucleus. Bases 6399 to 6902 code for a protein of 167 amino acids. Lineage: Eukaryota; Metazoa; Chordata; Aves; Gruiformes; Gruidae.
UGAUGAAGUCUGGCCAGGACAGUGGCUAAAGAAAGUACUGGUGUUGCUGGGGAUGCUAAGAGUGACCUGCAGGAAGGUCUGAGACAGGGAGUGGUGUCCUUACUGGGAAUGGCUGUGGUUUGCCGCUUAGGGCGUGCUUUGGUGGGUGAGGAACCCUGGCUGUUGAGAGCUGGAGGUUUGGGAUGUGGAGCGCAGGCGAGGUUGCAGUUUGGGAGGUGUUACGGUACAGGGAUCAUCGCAGAAGUGGCCUCCACUCAGUUGCAGUGAUGGUUCCUCGUGGUUCCUCGGUGUGAUUAGUCACGAUCUGCUUUUUCUCUUAGGGCAGCUGUGUGCUUGUUGGUUUCAGUGCGAGGAGGAGUAAGGCAGAAAGUUGGCUUUUAAAGGCUACUGUAUAAAUGGAAACUUGCUUAAAAACUCCCAAAAUGAACCAGUCAGGUUCUGACUCAGAACUGCAGUUAGUAUAUAAAGAAGGAAAAAAGAUAAACCCACCACUAGAAGCAGCCAGAAAACUCUAUCUCCUUAUGACUCAACAUGUAGAAAUACUUAGAUUUAAUGAACUCAACUGUUGGAAAAAAGAGACUGGUUGGAGUUAAGGUAGGAGUACGUAUCGGAGUAUGUAUCUGUGUACAUAUGGACGUGCAGCCAGGAAUGUAGACCUUCUUACAUAGGGUCUGUUUGUGACGAUUUUACAUCUCUCAUACACGUUCAGGUUUAAUUACCUGCAAAUAUCCAUCAUUCUUUCCCACACAGCAGUACUCAAAUGUUCUUCCUCUAUCAGAGCGGAGCUGAACUGUGAUCGCAGCCGGUUUACUUGCUCCUGGACUUUGCCCCAUGGUGGAAUGCUGUGCUGGUUAACUGUUGUGAGGCCUGGGAGGGAGAGCCGGGCGAUGCAAGGCUUGUGGAAAGGCAUGUUUCUGUCCUCGCUUUAAGGAAGAUGAUCCACAGCUGAAAAUGUAGCUCUUGAGAUAUUGUAGUGCAAGCAGAUAAUUUUUGUAAAUGAUGUAGGUUGUGUAUUUUGAUAGUAUCUUUGGAGGAGAAAAAACAUUGUCAGUGAUGUACCGUUACUGAACUAGCAGAGAGGAGCUCUGUGUUGUCUGUUGUAUUUGGAUUGGUUUGAUAGCUUCUUUGCCUGUUAAAGAGUUGGAGAUUGAAAACAGCUCUGUCUAAACAUUGAAAAAGAGACCUAAUGGCUUGAGAAUCUGGGGUAGAAGUUACUCUUUUUGACGCAUGUAGAUUGCAGUGCUAGAUCAGGCUGGCACCUAUUUAGGCCAGUAUCUGGCUGAUGCAUAUCGUAAGAGGGUAUAAAAUACCUUUAUAGUUGGCUUUGGUGGUAUCUCGUGGCUCACUUUGCUAAUUGUGAAGGGGUAAAGGAGUCUUAAAUCUCUUGAUCCUUUUUACUGUUACAGCACUUGAGACACUGGGUUGCAGUUUCUAUUCAGGUCACUGUUACGCGUACCUUUUUGUUACCCCUUGUUUCUCUCUGUUCUCUACCAAAAAGUUACAUUCUUUUUGGUCUCUUACACUGAAAGUCUGGCUCUGCUCGAAAUAAUGGGCUGUGGAUUUUGACAAUUGAGACUUUGUGGAGGUGCAGUGAAAUUUAUCAGUGAGCUUCAGUUUCAGUUGCCAGACUGAAUUUAACUGCCACAGCAGCAUAGAAAAGGAGCCAACUCUCCACUAAGUCAUUUUUCCAGCAGAGGUAUAUGGCAAAUUCAAAUAAGUGAGAUGAGUAAGAUGCAAGUAAUUCAACUCUGUAACUUCAUGGAAUAAUAUCCCUGUUGGUGUGUGAUUUGAAAUUGCUUUUAAGUCCAGCUUGACUUGUUAAUGUUUUUUUGGUGGGGCUUUUUUUUUGAUACUUCAUCUUAAAGUGUGAGAAUAUUUAGUCUGACUUGUCGGGGAAGCUGAUGAUCUAGCAGGACCGUGUUUUUGAAAGCCAGCCGUUGCUACAGCUUAGACGACUCAGCAUUCUGAUUUUUAGGAAUGAGUGUUAGUGUCACAUACUCAUGAACUGUUGUCUAAAGUAACUUUUGAUUUUACUUAAAUGCAAUUCUGUGACUUUAACAGGAUAAUGGCUUAAAUUUCUUUUUAUUAGCGGGGCCUUUUGGUUUUGACUUCAAACACUUUUAGUAACUUUAAACUUUUUGGGCAUGGUAUGCAAAUAACAUUCAAAUGUGUCCUCUGAAGGGAUUUAAAAAACUAAAUAGUGGGUGGGGAAGGCGUUGAAAAAAUUCUAAGUCUCAGAACAGCAUUUUUAACUACAAAGCAGGUUCUAUUUCACAGGAAAGAAAAGAUCUGAAACAUAAAGCAUGCACGCCUAUCAAUUCUUUCUGAAAGAGCUAAUGCAGUAUCUAAUCACUUCCCACUGCUGAGCUCGCCAGGAUGAUGAUCUCUCUGCAUCGAUGCCUGUGUUGGAUAUAGUGGUUUGACCUCGCCCAAAUUUAGGGAUGGCAGCUAAACUUUUUCUGUGUAGUACUCAGUUUUGAGUUUUGCUGCAGGACUGGUGUCUCGCUGAGUAGUCUUGCAUGUUACCUUUGACGAUUCUGUUUCCUGAUGUGUCACUUUUAAGUUGAGACUUCUUUAAUCUCGCCUUCUUUUUUUUUUUUUUUUCUUGCCAAAGCAGAUCUCUAUCUGCUGCCGUGGGUUUUAUGGCCCAGGACUGGGUUAGUGCAAAAGGAAACGAAUGAGUCACCCGCAGAACUUGUCAGCAGGCUGGGAGGGAGCUCCGCGGCGGGGGUGGAUAGGGUGGAACAGUAAAAUUUUUGACCUCACCCCUCUCUAGGCACGUGUCAUUCUGAGCAAGCUUCUUUCAGAGAGCACUCAGGAAUUUUUUCCAAGUAUGUUAGUUCCAGAGUUUCUUUUCUCUGUAUACUAGGAGAGUAUAUUUUUUAAAAGAUGGUUGUUUCAGUUCUCACUAAUGUGUGAUUCCACUGUUUUAAGGCUAAUUUUGCAAGUCUUGGUGAAUUUUUUCACUUGAAAAGCACAUUGUGCUCCAUUCGAAACAGGACGUUUUGACAGUGUACGGAUAGAACGUGGGUCAAUGCAGGGAGGGUAAGUGAAAUGUGACGUACGCGGAGUGUCAGGAAAAGCCUGGCUGGGCUGCAGCAUCGUAUUGGAAUGGUAAUUUUUAUGGGAUCAAGUUGUGUACUGUCAGUGUGCUGUGGUGCUGAUUUCAUGUGUAUUAAUGCAAACCACGAGAGUGAGAUGUUUUAUAGAAGAGGAGAAAUUCAACAGCUCGUGACCUGACUUCAUUAACAUCAAAUGUGGAUUCCCACUUACAGGAACAAAAUUAGUUGAGAUGGUUUGAAAAUAGUGAUCUUCAAAACACUGAAGUAUUCUUUUAAUACUGACUGACAAAUUAGUGGGCUUUGCUGCGCAUCCUGUGCACUGGGUUAUUUUGAAAGGUGAUCCAAGUGACCUUUCCAAAGGUAUCCGUGUUUUGCAAUCUCUGGAAGCUGCAGCUGUUGCAAGCUGUUUCGCGGUCUCAGUGUAGCUAAGGCAGGACUUUUACUGGUGUGUUUUAAAGGAGAUGGUGGAACCAGGAAUUCCUUAUAAUGCCGUUAGACCUCUCUCCCUGAACUUGUACAGGCUCAAUACCGAAGAACAAGUGACUUGCCCUAUUGAAGUAUCUAAUUUAGGAGUCAAUGCAGUGAUAGAGGAGGCAGCCAUGGGAGAUGAGUUUUGUAGAUGUGUUGGAUUUUUACUUAAGACAAUCUCAAGUGAAGCUUCUGUCAAGUCAGGAAUUCAUUUAACUGUUCUCUCUUAAUUAGUUAAUCACCCUGAUUUAUUUAUGCUGGUUAAUACAGCUGUCCUUCACUUACAUUUUAAGCAUAUCCUUGCAUGUUCAUAGUAUUUUGAAAGACAUUCUUCUCAAAUUGGCCUCAUUAGGCUUUAUCAGGCUCUCUUGCAGUGAAAGGCUGUGAGAGGUGGGGAGCUCGCAGUGCUGUUAGUUGUAACUUAAGUCCUGUCUGUAGGUGCAGAGACUGUCACAGCUUACUGAACUUGGUUGUGUAGAUAGGCAUCUUGAUUGAUGAUUAUUCCCUGAUAAUGAAGUUAAACAACAUCAGGAACAGACUCCCAAGCAUAUCUAGUUGUUUUCACACACGAGUGGCUCUUGCUUGGCUUGUUUGUGCUGCUGUCUCUGCUUUUUCUCCUCCUCUGGUGCCUGAUGGAGCUAUCGCACCUCAUUCCUAGCGUUGAUGUGUUGGAUACUUCUGCUCCCUUUCUGAGGCCAGCCACGUAAAGCAUGUUGUAAUUUUUUGGUUUCUCUCCAUGUGCUAUCUCACUUUCUAAGUAUAAAAAGUGGAUGGUUAAUUGGCUGAAAAACUAUUUUUGGUUUUAUAGUGUGCAUAGACCCAGUCGCUAUUUAUUGUCAUCAGUCUGAUAGAGCUCAGUUCUCUCAGGAUUUUGAACUGCAAAUUUGCUUGCUGAUACAGGGAGGAAGAAAUCUUGAAGUAUUUACUGGGGGAGAUCAGAAGAUGUAGACAAUAGGGUUUUUCUUGUUUUUCAUUUUCUUAAUUAGAAGCCUGGUUUUUCUUUUUAAGCUUCAGCUUAACAGUUAGCAGUUGAAAGUCAUGGGAGGAAGGGGUAUAUGUGUCAGUAACCAAACCCUUUUAAAAAUAGGGUGAUGUGCUACAUAAACUUCUUAUCCUUCUGGAAAUCAUUUUUCAGACUUAAAUACAGUGCUUUACACUUUUAAUCACUCCUUAGCUAUUAGCUAAUUAAAUACUUCAGUAAUAUUCCUUUGGGGAAGGUAAGGUGGUGUCAUUCCUGUUCUGCAGACGAGUUGAGCUACUGAAAGUGGCUUGGCCAAGGUCAGACCAUGAGCAGCUGCAGAUCUGAGAGUAGGACUUGAGUUGGCAACUCCCCUGCCAUACUUAAUUUACUGGAACAUAUCAUCUCCAGGUGUCCUCUCUUAACAACUUGGUAAAUAGUUUUUACAAAAGACUUUUAAAAUAAUCGGGUUGAAAUUCCCUCUUUGAUUUGCUUGAGGGAGGAGAAGUGUAACCAUAAUGACCUGAUCUGCUACAACAGUGCAAAUAGCACUGGAUGAGGCUCUUCCAACCAAAUUAUUGGUGCUGAAAAGAAAAAUGUUUAAAGGAUUUGUUUAAAUAUGACACAAUAGCUCUUCCCCUCACGAUGGUGUAUUUUGUAAUGCUGUAAGCCUCUGGUACUCUGGAUCCAAGCUUUGACCUCCCAUGCCGAGAUCUGUUGACUGCUGUUUUUAUUUAAAUGGCCUUGUUAGGUCCUAAAAAGUUCAUUUUGAAACUCUUCCUGUAAUGUAAGUCUGCAGGUUUCUCUCCAGGACAUAUUGGUGACUGGGAGUGUAUGUUCAAAUGGGGGAAAACCAGACCAGUAUUUGCCUGAAAAAAGACUUUCUUGCUUCAGGUUUUACAGGUGUUGGACACAUGUGGAUGCUGUAACUUCAGUCAUUCUGUUCCUGGUACAUCAUAGUUACGGCAGAUUGUAAUGCAUUUUAACAAAGCCUUUGCUUUGAGAUUCAGUAGUACACAUGAGGGAGUUGUGACAAAUGUGCAAGCAUUGACAAGCGUAAGGACUUGAGUAUGAUGUGUUUAGAUGGGACGCUUCCAUCUGGGGUGAGACUUAAUCCUGUAGUCAUUACACUGAUAAAAUAUUCCAGGAUUCAUUUCUGAAAUUUGUAUUUCAGUCAGUCAGGGUAAGAACUGCGUUAAGGUCGGGGGAGGUUAUUGAAAACAUCUUUGUUCUUGCCUCUGGCAACCUAAUUAAUGUAUUUUUUUGGCAUUGAAAGCUGUUCUUUAAGGAAAUAAUUGCCAUUCUUUGGGUGAUUUUUGACUUCGUGUCAAUGAAAAAAGGUGUUCUGUUGGAAUAUACGUCGCACAUUUAUGGCGAUUCUGAGUGUGAGGGCAGACUUCUGCCAGGCCCAGCACAGCAUCCUGGCUGACAAGUGAGCUGAGUGCAGGGGGUUCUACGUGCCAUAGUUACUUUGCCUUGAAGACUCCAGACGCAGCGAACACACUCAAAUAUAUGGGAUAUCUUCUGCACAUUGGAAGCAUAUUCCUUUUACUGACUCUAGCAAAACUAAGCAUCAAGAAAACAAAGUGGAGAGAAAAUCUGCCCUUACUUUUUUGCCUCACCAGUGCCUAAAUGUAGAACAGGCUGCCUAGUCUUGCAUGUAGUCAGAAUUUUUGGAGUCUGAAGGAUACCACCUGCAGUAAUUGAGGCCAAAGUUGAAUUCAAGCGGAUUCUGAAGCAAACCUGCUUUUCUAGAAGCGAAUUCUUUAAGGAACAAACACGUCAAAGCAAGCUCUGAUCAAUCCCAGGCAUUUUAGUGGUCUUUUUAAUGUUUUCUGCUGUGAAACGUUUCCAAGGUUAUUGAUUUUUUUUUAGUUUUUUUUGGCCCCUUACACAUUUUUUUUGCCAUUAUGAACCGUCCAGCCCCCGUGGAAAUUACUUAUGAGAGUAUGCGUUUCCUGAUCACUCACAACCCGACCAACGCAACCCUCAGCAAGUUCAUAGAGGAGCUGAAGAAGUACGGAGUGAGAACCUUGGUGCGAGUUUGUGAUGCCACUUAUGAUCAAGCUCCUAUCGAAAAAGAAGGAAUCCAGGUUCUAGACUGGCCAUUUGAUGAUGGAGCACCACCCCCGAAUCAGAUAGUUGACGACUGGCUAAACCUGUUGAAAACCAAAUUUCGUGAAGAGCCUGGAUGCUGUGUUGCAGUUCACUGUGUUGCAGGGUUGGGAAGGGCUCCUGUCCUGGUUGCACUUGCUCUCAUUGAAUGUGGAAUGAAGUAUGAAGAUGCAGUUCAGUUUAUAAGGCAGAAAAGGAGGGGAGCUUUCAAUUCCAAACAGCUGCUUUACCUUGAGAAAUACCGACCUAAGAUGCGAUUACGCUUCAAAGAUGCCAACGGUCACUGCUGUGUUCAAUAAAAAAAAGAUCUCAAACGAAGGCAGAAGUUAGCAUGGCUGUUUUCUGGACUCUUGGCACCUGGAAAUGUGAAUCUGGAAUCAAACUACGUCAUCAAAUUAGUGGUGGAGUCAGUGCUCCUCAACCUCUGUCCUAAUGGUGGUGAUGAUGAUUGAAAAAAAAAAUAAAAAUAAAAAAAAAUUAAGAGAAACAUUUCAGUGAAGGAUUGUUUUCUCCUUAAGCUGCAGUUUGAACAUCUGCAAGGAGAAAAUCAGUUUCUGAACCUUCUGUAUUUUUAACUUUUUAAGAAAAGAAAUAAAGUAAAUUUUAUGUCUAAGGAAAACCA